Molecule: messenger RNA, 8776 nt
Organism: Spodoptera frugiperda (fall armyworm)
Lineage: Eukaryota; Metazoa; Arthropoda; Insecta; Lepidoptera; Noctuidae
Gene: Sbf
Product: myotubularin-related protein 5
Exons: 40
Coding region: 458-6379 (1973 amino acids)
Source: RefSeq, a predicted model, not a curated record
UAGUUUUUUUAGAAAUGUCCGACGGACGAGUCGUGGGUCGCGGAUGUAGUGACGUUUAUUAAUAUUUUUAUUAGAAAAUAUACCAAUUAGAACGUUAUUUGUUUCAUAAACUUUGUGUUGUAAAGUAGAUGAAGUGAUCUGCGAUAAAGUUUUAUUAAAAACCGGUAACACCGUAAAGAUUACUGUAUAACCUCUUCGUCUGGACAAUCUAUAAUCUUUCUCGUAAUUGAAGCUAAAAAUUCUUUAGCUCGCGAUAAAUGAAAGUGUUGUUUACAUUCCGUGAAGUGUAUGGUGUGCGAAUCCUACGCGUUGUGUGUACGAAUCUGUUGUUGAGCAGUUACGUGCUGGAAAAAUGUGUAAACGAGAAGCUUUGUGUUUAAAAUGAGUGUAAAUUCGUGUAAUCCAAUUACGAAGUGUAUUUGUUGUAUUUGUGCUGGAAUGUUGCCGUAGGAGUGCAAUGUCCAGGCUCGUCGACUACUUCGUUAUUGUGGGCUUCGACCACGAGAAGGAGAGGGGCGGUCUGAACAGCGGCGUUGUCCUUCAACGGUUUCCCGAGAUCAACUGGGACGACACACCCUUCCACGACGGUAUAGGAUGGUUCUGCCAGCCGCAAGGAUGGGCGCUCUCGACAGAACGGACGGAGCCUCGGUUCUACGUGUCUGUCUUGACAGAUGUGGACGCCAACCGCCAUUACUGCGCCUGUCUGUGCUUCAACGAGACCGUCGCCAUUACACCCACCAAGCCCGCAGACGAGGACGAAGAAUCAUUAGAAUCGACGCGACCAGUGCCGAAUAUCACCCACCACAGCAUCAUGUACGCUCCCAAAUGCCUCGUCAUCGUAUCGAGGCAGGACUACAUCGAUACAUUCAGGAACUGCCUGGGUAUAAUCUACACAGUAUGGGUGGAGAACUUGGGCGUGCCUCUGGAGACGUUGGUCGGUAACUUGGUGGGCGGCGUGCUGGUGCCGGACCCGGGCGGGCCGCAGGUGCGGUUCAGCAUCGGCGCUGGGGACCGCCAGGCUCUGCAACCUCCCGCCGCGCCGCCCAUGCCAGUUACACACACUGCUGUUUAUAUGCUGUUGAGGUUGCUUGGUAUCCACAACUCGGUGACGCUAUGGUGUGCAGUGAUGAGCGAGCACAAAGUCCUCCUAGUUUCCUUGGCAGCGGCUCGACUGGCGGCAGCCUGCAGGGCUCUGGCUGCGCUGAUGUUCCCAUUCAGAUAUGCCCAUGUCUAUAUACCCCUGCUGCCAGCCGGUCUAGCUGAAGUCCUAGCCACACCGACGCCCUUUCUCAUCGGAGUCCAUUCGAGUUUGAAAGAGGAGGUGUCGGAACUGUUGGACGUAAUAGUAGCAGAUUUAGACGUAGGCUCCCUCCACAUACCGGCUGGUGUGAACAUUCCCCGUCCAGAAGGCAAGCUGCUGUCCUCGCUACAGGAAGCCCUAGCGCUGGUGCUGCAGCCGGAGCUUCGGUCCGCAGACUCGGCCUUCGCCCCACCACCACCAGCCUCGUCCCCACCACAUAUGCUCGAUAAGGAGAUCAGGGCUGUGUUCAUGAGGACCUUGGCGAAACUUCUGCAGGGAUAUAGACACUGCCUAACAAUAAUCCGCAUCCACCCGUCUCCCGUCCUGACGUUCCACAAGAUGGGUUUCCUGGGCGCUCGCGGUCUGUCGCAGUGCCAGUUCGCGGUGCGGCUGUUGGACUCCAUGUUCUUCAACGGUCUGGUGGCUGAACGAGGUCCGCCUUGGAGAGCCACCGAUAUAUGGGAUGAACUUGUUCAAAACCUUCCAGAACAAAUGCGACUAGAAUCUCUAAACCCUGAGCUAGAAUUGCAACACAUACAAGACUUGGCCAUGCAGUUGCAUCUCAAUGAAAAUCCCAACCCACAGGCGUUCCAGCAGCGCAUCCUCCGUCCCCCAGAGGGUGCAUCCUCGCGCAUCCAUCAACCUCCCCUGCCUGCACUGGACGCGGCGCGAGUCAGGGACGUCAUGAGGGAGGUCGCGCAGAGGAGUGCUUCCAACCCUAAACUAUCAGCUCUCCGGCCCGUACAGUCCCGUAUCGUAGCUCCGGGGGCACCCCCCACCGGGGCCGCCGACUACGGACAUCUGCUGCUCACCAACUCUGCUAGAAGGCUCGAGGUGCUACGCUCGUGCAUCGCGGCCAUAUUCGAGUGCCGGUACGCGGACGCGCGCAAGUCGCUGCCCGGCGUGGUGCGCGCGCUGCGGGCCGCGGGCGCGCGCGCCGCGCUCGUGCGCGACCUGGCCGCGCGCCUGCCCAGCAACAAGCAUCUGCUGCACCACCACCAGUUCGAGCUCGUCGUCAGACUAAUGAACUGCGCGCUGCAGUCGGCGACGGCGUUGGAUGAGCACACUAUCGCGGCGGCCAUGUUGCCGCUCGCUACCGCCUACUGCAGGAAACUAUGCACCGGAGUCAUACAAUACGCUUACAUGUGCAUACAGGAACAUCAAGUAUGGACAAGCCAGCAGUUUUGGGAGGCAGCGUUUUACCAAGACGUGCAGAGGGACAUCAAAGCCCUGUAUCUACCUAACCCCACACAUCAUCAGAGAGUGCCAAGUCCUAGUCUUGACUCGUAUUCCAGAGAUGACGAGGAAUACAUAUCGCUGCUAAAGGCUCAGGAGCCGAGCGCGUUGGAGAUUGCAGCCGAACAGAUGAGGCUGUGGCCAAGCUUAGCUCCAGAAAAACAACGCGAGUUAAUAGCAAGCGAAGAGUCGACGUUGUACAGCCAGGCGAUACACUACGCCAACCGGAUGGUGUACCUGCUACUGCCGCUAGAGGGCGCCGGCAGACGAGCUGACGUCAGGGGAGACGACGCCGACAGGGCUAGCAAUAGUAUUACUAAUAGUGUGGCUGAAUCGGAUAGUGUGGACGCGGAGUCAGGCUUCGAGGAGGCAGACCCGGGCGAGGCUGGGAACAACGUUAUCAAAAUGGUUUCCCGAUUUGUUGAUAAGGUGUGUACGGAAGGCGGUGUGACUGCAGAGCACGUUCGCUGCUUACACCAGAUGAUACCGGGAGUCGUGCAUAUGCAUCUAGAGACGUUGGAUGCAGUCGCCAGAGAAAGCAGAAGAUUACCACCCGUCCAAAAGCCUAGAAUAGUGGCUCCGGCGCUAGUCCCGGGCGAGACGGUGACCGUCCCAGCCUUGCGGGCCUACCUCGUCAGCGACGGUCGCAACACCGCGCUACUGCCGGCAGAGGGCGCUCUGUUCCUCACUAAUUAUAGACUUAUAUUUAAAGGCACUCCUACUGAUCCUUAUGCUUGCGAGCAGACGGUGGUGCGAUCGUUCCCCGUGUGCUCGUUGACGCGAGAGAAACAAGUCCGGACCAACUACCUGCCGCACUUGGAACAGUCGCUGCAAGAGGGGCUGCAGCUCCGCUCCGCUACAUUCCAGUUGAUCAAGGUGGCGCUGGACGAGGAGGUGGGCAGCGAGGCGGUGGAGUCGUUCCGCAAGGCCGUGGCGCGGCUCCGCCACCCCGCGCACGUGCUGCACCACUUCGCGCUGGCGCCGCGCUCCGCGCCGCCCGCGCCGCACGCCAUGCCCAAGCACCACACGCUCAAAGGGUUUGCCAAGAAGACCCUGCUGAAGACGGCGCGGCGCGCGGGCCUGAAGCCGAAGCCGUCGAAGCGGCAGAAGUACGUGCUGCCGUCGGCCGACGCGCGGUCGCUCACGUCGCCGCCGCUCAUGGCGUCCCUGUCCGCUGACACGCUGUCCUGUGAGUCGCUUUAUACAAUGGAGGAGCUGGAGCUGGGCGGCGAGAGCGCGGAGAGUGGGGGCGGUGGGGGCGCGGGGGGCGCGGCGCGCUGCGUGGAGCGGCUGCGCGAGCGCCGGUACGCGCGCGACUGGCUGCGCCUGGGGCUGGGCGCCGCGCCCUUCCGACUCGCGCACGCCAACGCCGUCUACACGCUCUGCAGGAGUUACCCGGCAGUGAUCCCCGUACCCGAGAGUUUCGGCGACGACUCCCUGCGGCGCGUGUCGCGCUGCUACCGGCAGGGCCGCCUGCCUGUACUCACCUGGAGACAUCCAAGGACACACGCGCUACUGGCCAGAUCUGCAGCCCCCCACCAUAAAGGAGUAAUGGGAAUGUUGAAAGCAAGCCACCAAACUCCGGGCAACACACAGAGUGGGACGGAGACUACGUCCAGUUUAGAACAGGAACGGUACCUAGCAACACUGGUUGCCUGCACGCCAGCGUCGCGUGGUGACCUGGAGGACUCGAGUUUGAGUCUCGACUCGUUACUUCUGUGCUGCGAGGACCAACGCGAGGCCACACAUACACCAUUACUUACUAAAGCUGCUGGGACACUUGGCGUGUUGGGUCGCAACAGCGGCGGCAAGGGCGGCGCCAGCGCGGCGCGCCACUUCGGGCGCUGGGGGUCGCUCAAGGACCGGCGCCAGACCUCGCACCUCGACCUCUACGCGCCGCGACAGAGGCUCUCCACUGCUGAUGCCGACUCUGUAUGCGGCGACGGUCCCGGCGGCGGCAGUUCCCGGCGCGCGUCCCUGUACAUCGUGUGCGACAAGGGGGGCGCCGCCCCCUGCGUGGCGGGCGCCGAGCUGGUGCCGGCGGAGUACCCGGAGCCCCGCGCCACCAAGCACGCCUUCAAGAAGCUCAUGCGGGCCGCCGUGCCCUCAGCGCCGCCUGCCGCAGAGCAUCCUGGGUUCCUCAGAUUAAUAGAAGAGUCGGGCUGGUUGUGGCAGCUGCGGCAGUUGUUCCAGCUGUCGGGCGCCGUGGUGGACCUGCUGGACCUGCAGGGCUCCUCCGUGCUACUGUCGCUCGAGGAUGGCUGGGACGCCACUGCACAGAUAUCAUCUCUAGCCCAGAUCUGCCUGGAGCCGUACUACCGCACGCUGGAAGGGUUCCGCAUCCUGGUGGAGAAGGAGUGGCUGGCGCUGGGCCACAAGUUCCAGCAGCGGUCCAACAUCGGGGCCACGCCGCAGCAGGGCUUCACGCCCACAUUCCUCAUGUUCCUGGAUGCUGUACAUCAGUUGCAGAAACAGUUCCCCCUAGCGUUCGAGUUCAACGAGUACUACCUGCGCUUCGUGGCGUACCACUGCGUGUCGUGUCGGUUCCGGUCCUUCCUGCUGGACAACGAGGCGCAGCGGGCAGACCUCGGCAUCACCGCCGCUGACGAUAAACGGGCCGAUACUAAUAGGAUGGUAUACCUGUACGAGGCGGGCAGCGAGGCGGGCGCGGGGUCGGAGGAGGAGUGCGGCGGGGGCUCGUCCGGGCCGCGCGGCCCCACGCUGGGACACUCGCUGUUCGACUACAUCGACAGACACCAUCAGAAGUCGCCCAUCUUCUACAACUUCCUAUACACGCCGGAUUUGGAUAAUCCAGUUCUCCGUCCAGUAUCAUCAAUAAGUGCGCUAGAGGUCUGGCAGUACUACACGAGCGAGGAACUGUCCCACGGCGCCCCGUACGACCUGGAGGUGCUGGCGCCCGCGGAGACGGAGCCCCGGCAUCCGCAGCGCAGGGUCGUCACUGCUGGCUACGACAGCAUAGCCCGCAGCAUGCCGGACUCGUUCACGGGGCUGCUGGAGCGGAUCCGGCAGCUGGAGCUGGAGCUGGGCCAUCUGCCGCAGAAGUGGAGGGUGCGCUGGGACCAGCUCGAGCUGCCCAACACGCUGGAGCUACAGCGCAACUCGUCGAUGUCGUCGGGCGUGGUCCGUCGCGCCACGCUGGCCGUGCACAAGCGGGGCACGCUGGAGGUGCUGGUCCGCGGGCGCCUGGCCGCCGCGCCCCCCGCGCCCGCGCCCCCCGCGCCCCCCGCCCACCGCUGGGCGCCCGCGCCCGCCGCCGCGCCCGCGCGCUGCGACCACUGCCAGGACCUACUGUGGGGGCCGCUCAAGACGGGCGUCCGUUGCGUGGACUGCGGCGCGUCGUGCCACGAGCGCUGCGCGGAGGCGUGGGCCCCGCCCUGCACCAAGUACAAGGCGCCGCCGCCGCCCGACGCCGACACUCUCUGCGCGCCGCUCUCCGCAGGAGUGUCGACCCUGCAGUCGUCGUCGCAGCAGUACUACGAGCAGUUCUCGUCCAACGUGGCCGAGAACCGGACGCACGAGGGACACCUGUACAAGCGGGGCGCGCUGCUCAAGGGAUGGAAGCAACGUUGGUUCGUACUGGACUCCAUCAAGCAUCAGCUGCGGUACUACGACGCGAUGGAAGACUCGCAUUGCAAAGGAUUCAUUGAUCUCGCCGAGGUGAUCACAGUGACGCAGGCAUCGCCCGCGCCCGGACCGCCCAAGAAAUGUGAUGAUAGAUCCUUCUUUGAUUUACGCACAAGCAGACGUACGUACAACUUCUGCGCCAGUGACGCGAACGCUGCGCAAGAGUGGAUCGAGAAGCUACAGGCGUGUCUGCAGUGAGCACUAGUGACGUACCACGGUAUUCAGACAUCGAUAUAUAUCGAUAGUACGCUCACGACUCACGAGCUAAAGUAUCUGUCGAUAGAUAUAGCGGCAGUACUAAUCGAUACUAAUCGAAUGACGCGACUCGAUUCAGAGUUAUCGAUACCGAGAUGAAUCGAUUGUUGAAGAAAAUCGUUUUAAAUAUAUCUAAGACUCGAUAUGAAUGUUAUUACAAGACUAUUAUUUUUUGUUUUUAUAUUAAUUACAAGUUGAUUUAAAUGAAUAUUAUUCCGGGCUCGUGUUUAGCCGGGAGCGUUGAACAUUGACAGUAGUUAAUUUAAUUUAUGAAGUUUAUAGUUUUGUCCCGCGGGGGUAGGCAGAAGGCUUGGUAAUGUUAAAUAUUGGAUGUGUAGGGCUAUGAUCUCGAUGCGGUGUGAAUAUUGACUACAUGGUUGUUUUUGUGAGACAUUAAACUUAUAAUUAAUCUGAAACAUAUAAAAAUAAUUAAAUGUACGGUUUACAGAUUAAAAAAUACGUAUGUAUUAUGAGUAAAUAAGAUUUAAAAGAUCCUGCGAUUUCUUUAAUGUCCAACCAUCAGAUCUUGACUUGAUUUCUAUUUUAUAGGUGUAUGCGUUAUUGAGUAAUUUACAAAUAUAAAUAUAAAUACAUACAAUAUGCCACAGAGUUGACAACUUCGUCUGUUUUAACCGCCUUGCAAAUAAGGAAGAGGUUCUCAUUAGAUUUUUUCGGUUGAAAAGAAAUUUCGAUCAAUUUCUUGUAUUUUCAGCUUAUUACUACAUAUUUUCCUUCACAACUCUUUUAUCUUGUAGAUAUAAUAUUCUUAGUUAAAAUAAAGUCCAUUUUAGCGUGUUUCUUAUAAAAUUCUACUUACAUAAGUCCUUAUAUCUCACAAAAACAAUUCAACAUAAUAUACAUAGUUGAAUUAUGUCAAAAGUAUUUAUAUAAUAAUAAUAAAAUAAAAUAAUUAUUAUUAAUAAUAAAGAAUUAGUGUCGUAUGUUUCUCGUUUGUAAAUAAUGUAACGAUGACUGUUGUGUAAAGAGUUCGAUUCCAGUUUGUGUAAUGUUAUGUUGUUAGUUUACGUUAGAUGUUAUUUGUAUUGUUUUUUUUUGUAACGUUUUUUAUGACGAGGCGGCUUUGUGUUGGGACAUUGCGUUUUGGAAAUAUCGAAAUUAGAUUUCUAAACAGUAUUUUUUUAAAUGGUUGAAUUUAUAAUUAUGUGCAUUUAACUGUUUCACUAUAAUGGUUACUUAAUGCCAAUCCUUUUGGAACAUGAAAUCUUUACUAAGGAAUGGUUUAAGUAAUUAUUAAUAAUUAAUGUCUCUGAGUACGACAGUAAAAUUGUUAUGAAAAUAUGUAGUGACACUUUGCAACAAAAGAAUUGAUACUGUUUUGCCAUUCAAAUUACAUGAUGUCCCAUAAAGACAAGACAGUAUAAUUUAAAUUGAAAUCUAUGAACGGUUUUGUCUCAACACCGACGAAGCUACCUACGGCACAUGAUUACACCGUACACAGCUAGCCAUACAACGCUAUACUUAGUUCUAAUACUUGUAAAGUUUAUAUAAUUAUAUAACGUUCGGGAAUCUCGUUCCAACCCCACAACUUGUUACAUACUCAUUUUUGUAUGAUUUGUAAAUAAGUACACGAUUUUUUGUUCCACAUAUCAGGAAGGGGGCGCCACCGUGUAUGUACAUACAUAGCUCAUGUAAAUAUUAACGUUAUGUUUCUAUAAUUGCAUUUAUUAUCACGAAUGGUGGGUUAUGAGAGAGCGCUACUGGUCUCACAACUAUCUAAUACUCAAACAUUAAGAUUCGACUCGAGAUUAACUUAUUGUGUCGUUGUACAAGACCAGUUGUUAUCGCGAAGAGAUUAUUUGUGCCAAAUAUGCACAAAGUGCACAGUGUGUGAAGUGAUUUGUUUAUAAGCGAUGGCUUCAGAGCUAAUAGCAAUAUUGUUUGCCUUACUUUGCAUACGGAAGAACUGCUAUAUGCUUCGGAUAGAGGCGACUGUGAAGUGGUACACAAAUUAAUGAACAAAAAUGGAGUUUGAAAUCAAUUAUUAUAAGGGUUAAACGUUUAAAACUACUUCAGAGCUCGCCCGAGUAUAGUAGGAGUUAGCUUGGCUUCCACAAGACGUAACAAGAUGAAGCCUAUUGCUGUACGUUACGCCUCUAGUGCAAUAUAACAUGUUAUAUAAUUAUUAUUCAAGUUUGCACUCAUUUGUCGAAUUAUGUGUAAAAAUGACUGAUUUUUAUGUUUGUGACUAGCACGUUUAGUAAUUACUUUCAUCGUUCGAUCGUAUUGUUAUUUACGUUGUUCCAAUGUACGGCAGUAGGCUGAGACGACCCUGUGACAGUGCACGCGCGUACCAUCAAAUAAAGAGAUUUUUAAAAUUGU